Molecule: messenger RNA, 1289 nt
Organism: Cicer arietinum (chickpea)
Lineage: Eukaryota; Viridiplantae; Streptophyta; Magnoliopsida; Fabales; Fabaceae
Biological process (GO): ceramide metabolic process
Cellular component (GO): membrane
Molecular function (GO): hydrolase activity, acting on carbon-nitrogen (but not peptide) bonds, in linear amides
Source: RefSeq, a predicted model, not a curated record
AUUUCCAAUUUGUGUAGGUAGGAGGUUAUAAUUUUGAAAAAGUUGAAUAGAAUGAUAGUAUGUUUUGUAUAAGGAAGUACCAAAAACAAAAAGAACAGGCGAGUUGAGAAUUGAGAUGACAGGUUGGAGUUGGAGUUGGAGAAGUUGUGUUGCACUUGCAAGUCAACAACAACAACAAUUCAGAUUGAGAAAAAGAAGAUUCAAGAUAACUCAUCAUCGUCUUUUAGGACUUGCAUUUCUGUGCUCUUUCUUUUUCUUUCUCUUCUCUCCCAAAAUUCCACGCUCUCCCAACACUCACCAAUUCGCUGACUUGCGCAAUCUUCUAGGAGUUCCCAAUACGUUGAAUGUUAUCACAAAUUUCCCAUUUUUAGUUGUGGGUGUUCUCGGAUUAGUUCUUGCUCUUGAAGGAGGUUUUUUUAGCAUAAGUUAUCAAGCAGAGGUAUGGACUUGGGCAUUAUUCUAUGCUGGAAUUACAGGGGUGGCUUUUGGUUCUGUUUAUUAUCAUUUGAAGCCUGAUAACAAUAGGGUCGUGUGGGACACUUUGCCGAUGAUGGUGGCAUGUUCUUCACUUUUUUCUAGUUUGAUUGUUGAGAGAAUUGGCCAGCGGAUCGGUUUGUGUUGUAUGUGUGCCCUCGUUUUCACUGCCUUUACUUGUGUAGUUUAUGAACGAAUUUAUGAUGAUACUCGGCUCUGCUUGAUGUUCCAGUUAAUUCUUCCCUUAGCUAUUGCAGUUGCGGCAUUUGUAUAUCCUUCCAACUAUACUCACUCAAGAUAUUGGUUUUUAUCAGUAGGUAUUUAUCUGCUAGCAAAAUUUGAAGCUAUUGCUGACAGGAAACUCUACCGCACGAAUGACUACGUUAUCAGUGGGCACUCUUUGGAACACUUGAGCUUAGCGCUUAUCCCAUUUUUACUUAGUGUGAUGCUCCUUUACAGGGAACGCAAGUUCAAAAGAUUAGGAGAUCUUAAAGAUCAGCUUUGAAGAAUUGAUAUUGCCAAAGGUGUUGAUGUUAUGUACAAUUUAUCUUGGCUACUAGAGAUGUUGUAGUAAAAUCAACAGCCAAUGAUUUUGUGAGUGAUUUUAGAUGGUUCACAAAAGGGAUGGAAUUCUCUUCCAUAAUAUUGAGCUGACAAGUGUAGUUGUGUAUUGGUUUAGGUAACAAAACUAGAAUUCUUAAUUGAUUUUUUUUUCAAUUUUUUUUCUUAUGUACUUGAAGUUUUUAGAAUAGAAUAUAGUUUCUCCAACACGUGGCAUUGAACCUUUUUAUUUACUAUUUUGUCUAUUUUUCUUU